Molecule: messenger RNA, 1413 nt
Organism: Stylonychia lemnae
Lineage: Eukaryota; Ciliophora; Spirotrichea; Sporadotrichida; Oxytrichidae
Source: the annotation of a GenBank genome assembly
AUGUCAUUAAACGAUUCAACAAGACCUCACAGUGAUAAGGUGGAAUACAUAGAGUCAGGGGAAAAGAUCACUAGAUAAGAAGCCAUUUAAAUCUUACUUUCCAUCUCUUUCGGAGUUGGCUAUUUAUUCCUUCCCCUUUCAUUUUUUGGUAGAAUUAAAUAGAUAACUGGUAUAUAUAGAACUUAUCAAGAGGUAGCUUACUACUUGUCUAAAAGUAAAGCAGAUAUUGUUGGAAUUAGUAUUCUAUUCUUGCUGUUCUUUGGAGUAAACUAGUUGCUAGGAUAGUUUACUAUAGAAUUCUUGAACUUGAUUAUCAAAUCAGUGAAGGGUGAAGACUAUAUCAGAGAUACUAAUGAUGAGCUAUGGGAAUAUACUUAGUACUUCUUAAUUUUAGCCUAUGCCCUAGCAGCACUGCCGCUCUGCAGAGUACUGAAUUACCAAAGAUUCAAGUAUCUCUGCUACCCAAUUCUGAUUACAAUAUGUCUGGUCUUUAUUUGCUUAGUUAUCAAUCUCGCUUUUAAUCUUACCAAAGGAGAUGUUUAAGGAGAUUUUUGUCAAAUUGAUUAUAAACAAAGAGAUCUAAUGAAAUUACCUACAAGUGAGAUGGGUGUUGCUUGGGCAAAUGUUGUACCCUCGCUGUGCUAUGCUUUUGGAUUUCAGAUUUAUUUGCUCUAAGUGCAUAAAUAGUUGGGAAGACCUGAUAAUAACGGAAUCGAGGGUACAAAAGUAGGCUUGAUUACUAUGCUAACCAUAUUCUUAGUCUAUUUCUUGCUAUUCUUAAUCACAAUAUUCUUUUUUGAAAAACACAACAUGGAAAAUUUUGUUAUCUACACUUAUGAUUUGAUUUUCAAUUCAGGAUUAAUCUUUGAGUUCUUUACUUAGAUAUUCGCAAUAAUUCAGCUUUUCUGUCAUUUGAUUUUUAUCUUCUAUAUCACAAAGGAAUAAGCUUUUAUCCUUGUGGAUGAGAUACAACGCAGUUCGAUGAGUAAUAUGAUUGAUGAGUUCAAGAAAUCCCGAGAGAAGGAUAAGGAAUACACUGUGACGAAGAAUUUUGAUUAAGAUAGAAACGUCACAUACAUUUAAUACAGACUACCUCAUAUGACAAUGCCUAAAAAGAGCAUGGAGACUACCUUCUGGAUACUAUACUUAGUAGUACUUAUUCUUGCUUUAACAUAGUUCCAAGUUUUUAUGAAUUCAGUGAGCUUUCUUGGGGCUACCUGUGUACCGCUCUCUCUCUAUAUUCUUCCAGGUUAUUUUUAUGCUAAGUUUCAUAAUGGAUAUUCUUAAAGAAAGUUUAUUGCUGGUGUUGUGUUCUCAAUAUUGGGUGUGGUGAUUAUGGCUUUAUACUCAGCUCUAGUUUUAUACUCUCAAGCCAGUAUACCUUUAAGUAAAUUGAAGAGCAAUUAAAUGUGA